This is a messenger RNA of Dama dama (fallow deer), 4343 nucleotides long. Its product is annotated as phosphatidylcholine translocator ABCB4. Gene Ontology annotation, cellular component: membrane. The transcript has 12 exons. Gene Ontology annotation, biological process: transmembrane transport. Gene Ontology annotation, molecular function: ATP hydrolysis activity; ATP binding; ABC-type transporter activity. Lineage: Eukaryota; Metazoa; Chordata; Mammalia; Artiodactyla; Cervidae. The coding region runs from base 168 to 1802 and encodes 544 amino acids. The record is from RefSeq and is a predicted model, not a curated record.
CUGUUCGUCUUGAUGUGUGUGUGUUCUAGGAUGAAUCUGUGCCACCGGUGUCUUUUCUGAAGAUCCUGAAACUGAACAAGACAGAGUGGCCCUACUUAGUGGUGGGAACGCUGUGCGCCAUUGCCAACGGGGCGCUCCAGCCGGCCUUCUCGGUCAUCUUCUCGGAAAUGAUAGCGAUUUUUGGACCAGGAGACGAUGAAGUGAAGCAGCAGAAAUGCAACAUGUUCUCAUUGCUUUUCUUAGGCCUGGGAAUUAUUUCCUUUUUUACUUUCUUCCUUCAGGGCUUCACGUUUGGGAAGGCUGGUGAGAUCCUCACCACGAGGCUACGGUCAAUGGCUUUUAAAGCGAUGUUGAGACAGGACAUGAGCUGGUUUGAUGAUCAUAAAAACAGUACUGGUGCACUUUCUACAAGACUUGCAAUGGAUGCCUCGCAAGUCCAAGGGGCCACUGGGACCAGGUUGGCUCUGAUUGCACAGAAUACGGCUAACCUUGGAACUGGUAUUAUCAUAGCAUUCAUCUACGGUUGGCAAUUAACCCUUUUGCUGUUAUCGGUUGUUCCAAUUAUUGCUGUAUCAGGAAUUGUUGAAAUGAAAUUGCUGGCUGGAAAUGCCAAGAGAGAUAAAAAGGAACUGGAAACUGCUGGAAAGAUUGCAACAGAGGCAAUAGAAAAUAUUAGGACAGUCGUGUCCUUGACCCAGGAAAGAAAAUUUGAAUCCAUGUAUGUUGAAAAAUUGUAUGGAGCUUACAGGAAUUCUGUGCGGAAGGCACAUGUCUAUGGGAUUAGUUUUAGUAUUUCACAAGCAUUUAUGUAUUUUUCCUAUGCUGGUUGUUUUCGAUUUGGUGCCUAUCUCAUCGUAAAUGGACACAUGCGCUUCAGAGAUGUUAUUCUGGUGUUCUCAGCGAUUGUGUUGGGCGCCGUGGCUCUAGGACAUGCUAGUUCCUUUGCUCCAGACUAUGCUAAAGCCAAGCUGUCUGCAGCCCACUUAUUCAAGCUAUUUGAAAGACAACCCUUGAUUGACAGCCACAGUGAGGAAGGCCUGAGGCCCGAUAAGUUUGAAGGGAAUGUGACACUUAAUGAAGUCGUGUUCAGCUACCCCAGCCGGCCAAACGUGCCUGUGCUUCGGGGGCUGAGCCUGGAGGUGAAGAAGGGCCAGACGCUGGCCCUGGUGGGCAGCAGCGGCUGCGGGAAGAGCACGGUCGUCCAGCUCCUGGAGCGGUUCUACGACCCCUUGGCUGGCACAGUGCUCCUAGAUGGUCACGAAGCAAAGAAGCUCAACAUCCAGUGGCUCAGAGCCCAACUUGGAAUCGUGUCCCAGGAGCCCAUCCUGUUUGACUGCAGCAUUGCCGACAACAUUGCCUAUGGGGACAACAGCCGGCCCGUAACCAUGCCUGAAAUUGUGAGCGCAGCCAAAGCAGCCAACAUCCAUCCUUUCAUUGAGACCUUGCCCCACAAAUAUGAAACAAGAGUGGGAGACAAGGGGACUCAGCUUUCCGGGGGACAGAAACAGAGGAUUGCUAUUGCCCGAGCCCUCGUCCGACACCCCCGCAUCUUACUGCUGGAUGAAGCUACAUCAGCGUUGGACACUGAAAGUGAGAAGAUUGUCCAAGAAGCCCUGGACAACGCCCGAGAAGGCCGCACCUGCAUCGUGAUCGCUCAUCGCCUGUCCACCAUCCAGAACGCAGACUUGAUAGUGGUGAUUGAGAACGGCAGGGUCAGGGAGCAGGGCACGCACCAGCAGCUGCUGGCACAGCGAGGCAUCUACUUCACCAUGGUCAGCGUCCAGGCUGGGACAGAGAACUGAUGAACUCUUGUUAUAGUGUAUCUUAAAAAUAAAUUCCGACAACUUUUUCUGAUUUAGAGACUUCUUUUAUAAGUCACCAUAAAACAUAGGUAUAUCUUAUUCCAAUCUGCAACAUCCAAUUUGGGGUUGGAUAUUACAGCUUUUGAAAUUUAGUUGUUAAAAGUAACAUCUGGCUUGAUGCAGCAUGAAAACAGCCUGGCUCUGAGUUACCAAAAAUGUAUGGAGAGAAUACUACUCACCAUAAAAAAAGAAGUAACACCAUUUGCAGCCUCAUAGAUGGACCUAGAGAUUAUCUUAAUAAAAUCAGUCAUUAUCUUAACUAAAUGUUUCUCAGACAAAUACCAUAUGAUAUUGCUUAAAUAUGGAAUCUGGGAUCAACAGAAACACACUACUAUAUAUAAAAAUAAACAUCAAGGACCCACUGUAUAGCACAGGGAACAAUAUUCAAUAUCUUGAAUCUAUAAUGGAAAAGAAUCUGAAAAAUAGACAUAUAAAAAUAAUGGAAUCACUUUGCUGUAUACCUGAAACAUUGUAAAUCAACUAUAUAUGAAUUUAAAAAACGAAAGUAAAAAAUUUAGGUAUAGAAAACUGUAGAUUGAAGAUAUAAUCCAAUCCCUAUCAAAUUAUUCAUGACAUUUUCUACAGAACUAAAAUAAUCCUAAGAUACAUAUGGACCCAUGAGAGACAGAGAAUUGCCAAAGCAAUUAUUUUCCUGAAGGAAAAAAACAAAGCAGGAGGCCUAAGCCUCUCAGACUUCAGACAGUACCAUAAAGCUAAUCAAAACAGCAUGUUAUUGGCACAAAAACAGACAUAUGGAUCAAUGGAACAGGACAGACAGCCUAGAAGUAAAACCACACACCUACAGUCAAUUAAUCUUUGACAAAGGAAGCAAGAAUAUACAAUGGAGAAAAGACAGUCUCUUUCAGCAAGUGGUACUGGGAAAGCUGGACAACUUCAUGUAAAUCAAUGAAGUUAGAAUACUCCCUCACUCUGUAAGUGAAAAUAAAAUGGCUUAAAGACAAACAUAAACAUUACACCAUGAGACUCCCUAGAAGGGAUCAUAGGCAAAACAUUCUGACAUAAUUCAUACCAAUUUUUUUUUGGCUGUACCAAGUCUUAGUUGUGGCACAUGGGAUCCUCUAUCCUCAUUGCGGCAUGCAGGAUCUUAAGUUGUAGCAUGUGGGAUCUAGUUCCUCAGCCAGGGAUUGAACCUGGACUCCCCUGCAUUGGGAGCAUGGAGUUUUAGCCACUGGACCACUCGGGAAGUCCUCAUACCAGGGUUUUCUAGAUCAGUUUCCCAAGGCAACAGAAAUAAUAACAAAAAUAAAUAAAUGGACCUAAUCAAACUUACAAGCUUUUACAGAAUGGGAGAAAAUAUAUACAAAUGAUGUGAACUAGGGACUGAUUUCCAAAAUAUACAGCUCUACAACUCGGUAAACAAACAACCCAAUCAAAAAAUGACCAGAAGUUCUAAACAUUUUUCCAAAGAAGACAUACAGAUCGCCAACAGGCAUAUGAAAAUAUGCUCAACAUUGCUAAUUAUUAGAAAAACGUAAAUCAAGACUACAAUAAGGUAUCACCUCACAUCAGUCAGGAUGGCCAUUAAGAACUCUACAAAUAACAAAUACUGGAAAGGGUACAGAGAAAAGGGAACCUUCCUAUACUGUUGGUGAGAAUGUAAGUUGGUACAACCACCAUGUGGGGAAGAGGAAGGCAGCUCAAGAGGGAAGUGAUAUAUGUAUACUUAUGGCUGAUUCACGUUGUACUGUAGAAACCAACACAUUAUAAAGCAGUUUGCCCCCAAUUAAAUAUUUUUUUAAAAAAGAGAAAAAAAAAAAAACCAGCCAAAUGAUUCUAAGUGUGCUGACAAUCAAGUCAACACUUGUACUAGUGAGUAUAAAGGUCUUAACUCGGAUUUCAUCUUUGUAGUCUGUAUUAACUCCUAAGGAUACAUCAAGUGCCAUAGAGGCCAAUUCUGAAUGUUUUCACAAAGAAAUAACAAUGACAACCAGUCAUCAGAACCAGAACCUAUGAAAAUGUAACCAAAAAAGGAUAUAUAUUAUACAACCAGUGCACUAAAUGUAUUGUAAUAUUUGUGGUAGGUUGCUACAAAAUGGCCCCCAAUAAACCACGCCUUCUUGUGCCCACUCAUUUACAUUUACCAAAUUAUUUAUAAAUUACUUUGCUUCUCCUCUUACUGUGAGGCAAAACCUUUUUCCUCCUCCACUUGAUCCUGGGCUGCUCUGGUAACUCGUUCUAGCCAAGUGCACACAAAAGGGACAUCAUGUGCCUUCAAAAUGACUUCAGAGCCUAGGCCUCAAGAGGUCUUUCAACUUCCACCCUUCCCUCCUAAGAACACUCCCACUGCCCAGUUCGGAAGUCCAGGCUAGAAUCCUGAAUGAUCAAAGACCAUGCAGACAAGCCCCAGCCACCAUGUCCCCAGGCAGGUGUGAGGCUGUCUCAGACUUUGCAGCCUCACCGCCUGCCUGGUACGGGCAGCGCUGUAACUCAGGCAAGACAGCAGCACAGCCGAGCGAGUGG